CCCUCCCUUGCAGUUGUUGCAGUCAAGCUGCAGCAGAGUGAGUCUUCAUUGUCUUCAUCAUCCUCAACAGCCCUUCCAGCAUUUGGACUGCAUUUCACCAUCUUUCCACAUGAAAACAAUGAUAAUUAUCAUGAUUAAUGGAAAUAAUUAUUGAUCAUUGUUGUUAUUGACAAUCAGUGGAUCACAGCUUUUUCUUCUGCUCACAAAAAGAUGAACACUCUGCAGCUCCCGGUUUAUUAGAGCAGCUGACCAUUUGCAUCUGUUAGGCCCCGCCCCUUGAGUAGCAUGGACGAGUCACAGCGUCCGGGAGAUGGAGAGGACGAGCGCCCAGCGGUCACGUGCCAACCGGGCGACAGCGUCCAACAAGCCCCGCCCCCUGCAACAGGACCCACGGACCACCUGGCAGUGAACGGUGAGACUGGUAACGGCGUGGGUCCUGCCGCACCCUGCGCCCUGACAGCCACAUCCCCGUCCAGCCCGUCCAAAGGGGGUCACGCCAACGGGCGUCCUCGUUCAGGCAGCCGAUCUGGUUCGGUGGCGCCCAAUUCCCCGAGGCCGUCGCUCAACUCUCCACGCCCAUCCAUCGGCCGCCGGCCCAGCGCCGUGCCAGAGGGUCCGGCCCAUGGGUCCAAACCGCCCGACUACCUGAUGCUGGCCAUCCUGUCCUGCUUCUGCCCUCUGUGGCCCAUCAACAUCGUGGCCCUUACCUUCUCCGUCAUGUCUCGCAACAGCCUGCAGCAAGGGAAUGUGGACGGCGCCCGUCGUUUGGGCCGCAACGCCAUGAUUCUGUCCGUGGUGGCCAUCUUGGGGGGCAUCGCCAUCAUCGCAGCGGCCAUCGCGCUCAACCGCGAAUUGAUUUUAAAAUCGGGAUAACGAGCCGGUGCCCCCUUCCACCCGGGAAACCUCCAGCGCCGACUUCCAGUUCCUGCACGACGAGCAUGUGCCUGAUGUUCUACCUCCGCCACGGUAACCCUUGUUGCCAUGGAGACCCACAGCAUCCCUCGAUGUUAGCGGCGGAGAACGUCUUCUGCAUGACCGACGAAAGCAACCCAAACAAGCAUUUUUCGCAUUUGAAUGUUUACAAACCUUCCUUCCGCCUAUUUGUGCCGUCCGUCACCAUGGCGACCGCUCGUCGCAUGUUGGCGGACACGCUUGGGUCACGGAGGACUCUUAUAACGCUGCAUGCUUCCGACCUUUGCCACAUGGCCUCUUUUCAGUAGCACUGUGUAAAUAAGCGUAGCAAUUAACAAUAAUUUUGAUCAUCGAUUAAUCCUUCGAUUAUUUAUUUUCGAUUAAUCGAUAAAUCCGAUAAAUGCGUUUGUUUACCAUUCUUUUCUUCAAAAACAUCAUUUCAAAGGUGCAGAGAAAGCACAAACAUAAAUUGAUUCUGAUUCAGUUCCUGGUUUGUACUGUAACAUCCGUUAGAAUAUUGUGGCAAAAAUCUUAAUCAUUGUUUUCCAACGUAAAAGCAGAUUAUUUUGAAAGAACACAAUCAGUCUGCUUUCACAGAGGACUCACAAAAUAAGCGAACAUUUUCAAGGAAACUGCCACUUUUCCACUUUGGAAAAAAACAAGGUCUAAAUGGUUAAUCGAUGAUCAAAAUAGUUGUUGAAUAAUUUGUUAAUUGAUGAAUCAAUUAAUUGUUAUACUCCUAAUUAGCAUGCUGGUUUACUAAUAAACACUAUGCUAACCACUCACUCGCGCCACCGAGCUAACCCGGGCGCAGUUUGAUCUUGCGCGCGCAUGAAAAUCGUAUUCCGAUCAAUGAGUUCGCCUGCCGCACGAUUGUUUACAGACUUGACGCUAACGUGAUCAUUUUCAGUAUUAGUGACCAAAAAUGUUUGGAUUAAACAAACUUCUUGUGGCUUCUUACGUUGAUUUGUUUACAUUCUGAUCUUGAGAUUUUAUUUUUAAUGAACUCCCUAUUUUCAAUCAUGAAAUUUUGAUUUUGUUUCCAUCUGCCACAAGAUUGUUGACACAAGCUCCGACUUGAAACUAACACGGCCGUUUUCGAUGACCAAAACUGUUUUUAGCAAGACUUGGUCUUGCUUUGAUCAAAUGAAGAAAAUGCUUCAUUUUGAUUUGCUCACAUUUUUAUCUGGAGAAUCUUUUGAAUGUUCAAACGCGUCCACGGCAACACCGUUUGCACUACUUUUAUUUUCUAACAUGUGACCUUUGUAUUUUUCUAUUUCUAUUCUCUUUUGUACCGCCCACUCCGCUGCUUCACGAUUAUUAUGGGAUGUCUAUCAAUGCAUGCACAGAUUUAUAAGAUUUUAAAAUAAAGCUCUCUUUACAUGUGACUGCUGA
Molecule: messenger RNA, 2307 nt
Organism: Syngnathus acus (greater pipefish)
Lineage: Eukaryota; Metazoa; Chordata; Actinopteri; Syngnathiformes; Syngnathidae
Product: proline-rich transmembrane protein 2
Exons: 5
Coding region: 286-873 (195 amino acids)
Cellular component (GO): membrane
Source: RefSeq, a predicted model, not a curated record